Molecule: messenger RNA, 1403 nt
Organism: Phoenix dactylifera (date palm)
Lineage: Eukaryota; Viridiplantae; Streptophyta; Magnoliopsida; Arecales; Arecaceae
Product: GDSL esterase/lipase At5g03610-like
Molecular function (GO): hydrolase activity, acting on ester bonds
Source: RefSeq, a predicted model, not a curated record
CAUUCUCUCUCCCUUCUCUCCUCUGCUCUCUCUCUCUCCCCCUCUCUUUUUCCACCAUGGAGAAGGCUUUGAGGCAUUUCUUCCUCCUCUGCUUUGCCUUCUCCUUGGUCUUUCUCUCAAUGGGGAGAGAGGUGAAUGCUCGUGCUCAUACUCGAAGGCAUAAGAGAUCUAAUGGUGCUCAUUAUAAGAAGCUUUUCGUGUUCGGCGAUUCCUACGCCGACACCGGGAACCUCGGGAACCUGGGGAACAUGCUCACCACUUCAUGGUAUGAGCCAUAUGGUAUGACAUUUCCUCAUAAGCCGACCGGCCGGUUCUCCAAUGGGAGGCUUCUCACCGACUACGUUGCUUCGUUUCUUGGAAUCAGAUCUCCCCUUCCUUACAAGUAUAGGAGGCUGGAAGUGUCGAAGAAACUGCUACCAUAUGGCAUGAACUUCGCGCGCGCUGGGAGUGGCAUCUUUGACAAUGGCAACUUUCAGGACAACCUAACGCUUCAGGUUGAUGCAUUCCUGUGGCAGGUUAAAGCAGGCGUCUUCCCCGAAUAUGAUCUCAAGUCGUCAGUGGCACUGGUUUCAGUCUCCGGCAAUGACUACAAGUAUUACAAGGAAACUAAUGGAAGUGACGCUGGUGCUUUGGAUUUCGCGAACCGUUUGUUCCAACUGCUGAAGUCGGACUUGAAGCGCAUCCAAGGUGCUGGUGUGCCCAAGGUGUUGGUCACCAACCUGCAUCCUGUGGGAUGCACUCCCUACAUGACCAAGGUUACCAACCACACAAAGUGCGAUUCUACUGCCUUAGGGGAAGCACAAGCUCACAAUCAAAAGCUUGAAAUUCUAAUCAAGGAGCUGAAUGGAGCAAGCACCAAAACCUUCUUCAGCCUCGAUCUUUUUACAUCCUUCAACUCCAUCAUCAAUCAAGUGAAAGGAGCCCCCAAGUUUGAAAGCAUCUUGAAGCCGUGCUGUGAUGGCAACGACAACUCGUCAACUUGUGCGCAGACAGAUGACAAUGGGAUGAAGAAGUAUUCUCUGUGCUCCAACCCAGACUCUCACUUCUAUUGGGACUGGCUGCACCCCACACAAGCCGCUUGGGCUGCAGUUUUUGAGUACCUGAAGCCUGCUCUUCGUCGCUUUCUGUCACUCUGAGCUUGGUGUCAAUAGCUUCAUGAUUACUUCAAAAAGCCAUUGCACAUAGAUGAGAAAGGGACAUGCUUAGUUUGUUCCAAUUUCAUCAGAUGCCUUGCUCCCUAAAUUCUUUUUCAUCUGAAAGGAAGCUGUAUGUUGCAUAGGAAUAAAUGGAUAACAAAAUGGAUGGGAUUUCCCAUCCCCUGCAAAAUAACAACUAUGGCUUCUCAUUUUAUAACUUUCUUAUGAAAAUAUUUCAUAUCUAUAUAUUAAUUCAUUUCUUUUGUA